AUGGAGCCAGCGGACAUCAAGGCCUUUCUCUCCUCCUCGGACAACCGCUUCUACCAUGAGAUCCUUGGCAAGACAGAAAAGUUCUUGACGUACCUGCACGAUAAAGAUAUGGCCACAGCUCCGGUUUGGAGGGUGCAAGAGAUGACGCCAGAUGCCCUGAACAGCCGACUGCGGAGCCUCAAGCCAGUUGUCAUGGACCAGACUGUGAGGGAGCCAGCAACAAGCACGCCGUUUGGGCAUACAGGCUACGUGAAAUACCUAACGCUGAAGAUUAUCCAGGCCAUGGGCUUCAAGGACAUCGCGAUAACGGGGCUCUACUACAAGGACUCCUACACCCCCGAGACGCAGGUUCUCGAAGAGCUGCAAGCCCGUGGAGAGAGCAUGGAAGGCAUGGUCGCGAUGUUUGGCCCUGGCGAUGUUGAUCGCAAGGCGGGUCUGGCUGCCGUGAAGGAGUACCGGAUCCCGAACGCUUUCCUGGACCUCACGCUCAAGGCCAGCACGCGCUUCGCCAGCGCUGACUUCGUGCAAUCCGUCUUAGACGCUGUCGGAGAGCUCGACCAGGUCUUUAGUGAGAUGGGCCGACCAAGCAAACCAUGGCGCUCAGACGAUGAAAUCAACAGGAUCAGCGGUGAGGGCGAGAUCUCCCUGAAUCUCGUGGACCUCAUGGGGUUUCUGGAUCUACAGCCUGAUGGAAGGAUGAAUGUUUCUCGCGAGGCGACGGCCAAAAAGGCAUUCAACGCAUGGAAGAACAACGAAGCCUUCAGCAGGAGGGUGGUCGCUAUCCUGACGGAAGAAGGCCGAGGAUGUGCUGGUUACAAAGACUACGGCACACUGGUUAAGUGGCUUCGCCAGUUCUUCCCAGAGGAAGAGAAAUAUCGAAUCUUGGUCCAUGCCCAUGGAGGGAAUGGUAACACUCAAGAUGCGGCCAGUGUUGAGAGCGUGUUCAAAGGGGCAAAUGGGGUGUGGUCCGCACUGAUACCGCAAGCUGCCCAGCAGGGCCACAACUCCUCCUUGGUGUUUCUGGACAACCUGCUCUCGCUUGGGAACCAGAACGUGUUGGAGGACUUUUGGCUGCAUCAAGCAGCCCAGUGUGCACGGCACUGCUACUUCCUCAACUUCAACAGCUUCCAGAUCCCAGAUGAUUGUCCAAUCUGGGGGGGUCGUCCUCCGCAACUCCUCCACACGGCAUUCUCUACCGUCUCUGGGGAAGAGUGGCGAAAGCGACGGGGUGACUACUACAACACGUGGGCGGAUGAUGCCAAAGUCGCGUUCAGGCAGUAUACCAAGAGCCAGCUGGCCAGGGAGGUAGCACGUCUCCGUGCGGAGCGCAGCAAUCAGGGUAACUACCGAUUGUCUCCCCUGGUUUCCGACCUUGAAGUCUGGCGCAACAGGCUGCAGGAGGCUCAAGUCUUAGAUGUACGAGAGAGGGCAGGGAACUUCCACGAGGAAGUUCGUUCUUUGGCCUUCGCGUUGAUGAAUGCAAACAUCCGCGCCAAUUUCGACGAGGCGGUGACCUUGAAGGAGCUGGUGCGCAUCGUCCGGGCCAGGAAGCAGCAGAAGGAGCGCUUCCCGAAGGUUGACAACUACGAGAAGGCCAAGCAGCAUCAGGGCGACAACGAGUGA
Messenger RNA from Symbiodinium sp. CCMP2456, 1623 nucleotides. The record is from the annotation of a GenBank genome assembly. NCBI's taxonomy places the organism in Eukaryota, Dinophyceae, Suessiales, Symbiodiniaceae.